Molecule: messenger RNA, 1572 nt
Organism: Linum tenue
Lineage: Eukaryota; Viridiplantae; Streptophyta; Magnoliopsida; Malpighiales; Linaceae
Source: the annotation of a GenBank genome assembly
CACCAGAAACAUGAACGUCUGAAGGAAGAUGUGAGGAAGUUGGUGAUACAUGAAACGAAAAGUAGUGGAGACAAGUUGCAGUUGAUAGAUGUAGUUCAACGAUUAGGUGUUGGGUACCACUUUGAAGCAGAAAUCGAAGAAAUACUUGGAAAAGUACAUGACAUGGGAGAGGACUUAUUCACUAACUUCGAUGGCAAAGGUACUGAUCUCUACCAUGCAGCUCUUCGGUUCCAACUCCUCAGACAACAAGGAUUUCCUGUUUCUCUUGAUGGGUUUAGAAAGUUGAAGAAUAGUGAAGGAAGGUUCAAGGAAUGGCUAUUGAGUGAUGAGCAAGGACUAUUGAGCUUGUAUGAGGCAGCACACAUGGCGUUCCAUGGAGAAGAUAUAUUAGAUGAAGCCCUAAGUUUUGCGACAAAAAACCUUAAGUCAAUCCUCCUAACAAACAAGAAUACCAGCAAUGCAUUUCAAAGGCAAAUAGAGUUUGCCCUUUUUGUUCCUGCUUGGAAAUGUGUCCCAAGGUCACUUGCUAGGCACUCCAUCGAUUUCUACUCCGAUCAUCAGGAUGCUUUGUUGCAGAAUAAAAAGCUCCUCACAUUUGCAAAGUUGGACUUCAACAUGGUCCAAAGCUUCCAUCAGCAGGAGCUCCGUGAACUCUCUGAAUGGUGGAAAAGAAUUGACGUGGCGACAAAAUUUCCAUAUGGAAGAGACAGGCUCGUGGAGUGUUAUUUUUGGAUCAAUUGUAUUUACUUUGAGCCCAAAUAUGGGUUGGCAAGAAUUCUAAACACCAAGAUCUAUUCAGUGUUGACACUCUUGGAUGACACUUGUGAUAACUUUGCUACAUAUGAAGAGGUCCUAGCCUUGGUGGAAGCUAUUGAAAGGUUGGAUGCUAGGGCUCUUGAAGAAUUACCUGACAGGAUGAAGAAUAUAUAUCGUCUCACUCUAAGUGUGUAUGACGAAAUUGAUGAAGAAGUUGGGAAGACAGGAUCCAUGUUUGUUGUCGAGUAUGCUAAGGAAGAGCUCAAGAAAUUGGCACGCGCCUACUCGAACAAGAUUGGGUGGUGCACUGAAGGCCGAAUUCCGACAGUGGAGGAGUACAUGAUCGAGGGCGGAUAUGUCACCGGUGGUAUGCCCAUAGUUUACGCAUCUGCUUUUGUUGGAAUGGGAGCAGACAUAGUCACAAGGGAGGCUUUGGAAUGGGCAAGUAACGGAUCCAAAAUGUUGAAAUCCGGUUGUGUCAUUUGUAGGUUUCAAAAUGACAUUUUCUCAUACGAGUUUGAACAAGAGAGGAAUCAUGCACCUUCGGGCGUUGAGUGCUGCAUGAAGCAGUACGGAAUAUCAAAUAAAGAAGCAGUUGAAUUUUUGUGGAAGGAAAUUUCUGAUGCUUGGAAAAUUAUCAUCCAAGAGUACUGUCAGAAACCGACUCUACUUCCAACAAUUUUCACUGACCGUAUCCUCAACUAUGCACGUUCCAUGAAUUUGUUUUAUGACAACGAAAACGGUGAUUGCUACACAAACCCCCGUCUUUUGAAGGAACACCUCACCUCACUAUUCAUUGAUCCAGUGCAUCUUUGA